This is a messenger RNA of Catharus ustulatus (Swainson's thrush), 3259 nucleotides long. RefSeq names its product C-type lectin domain family 2 member L-like. Lineage: Eukaryota; Metazoa; Chordata; Aves; Passeriformes; Turdidae. The coding region runs from base 2279 to 3160 and encodes 293 amino acids. The record is from RefSeq and is a predicted model, not a curated record. The transcript has 9 exons.
CUGUGUCCAGGCUCUUGGCUCUCUGGCUGCCAGCUGAGGGAGGAGCAAACAGGCUGAGAGCUCCCUCCUGUGCUCCCCGGGCACUGGGGGAGCAGCUUCGAGGGCCGCCUGUGCUUCUGGCAGCCAGCAGCUCUUUCCUGCUCCAGGCCAGUGGUUCAGAUCCCAUCCCAUGCACAUCUUGGUGCUGAUCCUGCUCCUGUUGGUGCUGCUGGCGUUGGCGGUGGCCUUGGCUGUGCAGUCAGCACCACAGGUUCCAGUUCCACCUGCGACUCCGCUCUUGGUUCUGGGCUGUGCCCCUGGCUGGGUUGGAUACAAUGGAGUGUGCUACUACUUCUCAAGGGAUCAGGGCACCUGGGAGCAGGGUCAGGAGCGGUGCUCUGAGUUUGGGGCCUCCCUGGCCAUUCUGAAGGAUGAGGAAAUGGAUUUGUUCUUCCGCCUCCGCGGGAACGUCGAUUACUGGGUCGGGCUGCGCAGAUGGGGCGAGCACCUGCAGUGGGGGGACGGCAGCAGCUUCAGCUCCUCUGUUCCUGUCCUUGGCAAUUCCGAGUGUGUGUGCCUGGCUGACGAUAAAUUCAGGAGUGAGAGCUGCUGGAAUCAGCAGCCGUAUCUGUGCAGCAAGGCCCGAGCUGCCCUGUAACAGGGGCUGGAGAAAGGAGCUUCUCCACUCUGGGCAGUCCCAGCUUCACCUGUGAGCCCGGCACAGGGCUGUCCUUUCUCAGCUGCACCCUGUGCCUUGCACUUGCUCUCAGGGUCACCUCAGUGCCUGUUCAUCCCCACUGCCAGCGCUGGGCUGGCUGUUCAAAGGAAAAGUCUCUGCAAUCCAUCCUGCCAGCCAUGCUAGCUGGAGUGAGGGGAUUGGCCUCAUUGCACAACAAGCUGGAAUGGGAAAUCCAAAUCACCCUGGGCUCUUGCAAAUUAUCACCAAGUGGCCUGAAGGUGGUGCAACUUUUGGACUGUCCUUGGAAGGGGAAGAAGAACAGAUUAAACAUGCUGAGGAGGAAUCCCACUUUGGGAAUCAGGCACCUGAGGGUGAAGAAUGGUCUGUCUGUUUAUCUGUCUGUGUGUCUGCCUGUCUGUUGCAAAGUAUCUGACUGUUCUGCUCUAGGAGAACUCCCAGGCUGGAUCAGGAUAAGGAUUUGUUUCUAUGAGAGAGAAGCAGUGAUGUGACAUGACUGUAACUCCCAUCCCUCUGUGCACACUAUGGGGAGGUGGGAGGGAGGGAAUCAGGGAUAACGGGAACCCCAGGAAGGAGAGAAGAGUGUGGGGAGGGUGAAUUUUUAGGAUUUGGCGUACUUGUCAUUCCCUUGCUCUGAUUUGCUUGAUAAUAAAUGCAAUUAAUUUAUUGUGCCAGGGCCUGUUAUGCCCAUGAUGGGUGAGAGAUCUGUCACUGCCUUUAUUGAGACCCUCGAGCCUUUCCUGAUGUGUUCUGUUCCCUGCCCAGGGUGAGGAGCAGAGGGACAGAGCGGUUUUGCUGGCACCGGGCACCUGGCCAGGCCCAGCCCACCCCAACCAUCCCUGCCAUAAUUCACUCCUAUUCCACCAUUACCCGGUCCCACGGCGGGUCCAGCUUCACGGGCAGGUGCUCGAGUGGGAGGAGGCAGCUGGUGCCAGGGGGUGAAAUGUCUUUGCUGUGAGCUGGCAGGGAGAGGAGGAGGAGAAAGUGGUGCAAAGUGACGGGAGAGAAAGAGGGACAAGGCUGGAGAGGUGGAAAGGGGUGGGAAUGGGCAUGGGGCAGGCGGGCAUUUUCCUCUCCAGGUCUGUGGGAGGAAAGGAAGAACUGUCAAAUCCAUGCAGGAAAAGAGGGGAGAAAUAGCAGGUGCUGGAUAUGGCCGACAAUUGGGAUUCAUUUCUGUGCCUGCAGUGCCAAGGCCGGCAGAGUCCGAGCCCCGCCGGACGCCGCCCCCGCCAGCGCUGCGCUGUGUCUUGCCCUGCCCUGCCCUGGCUCAGCUGCCGACAGCACCCAGAAGCUGCUGUUCCUCAAUAACUUCUCCGGUGGGGUGAGCUUUUCCUUAGUGUUUCCUUCUAGGAAAGGAGCGACAUCGUCAUCGCUCUACCGCUGAACACCACCUUGCUCCGUGGUCAAAACUCCCAAAAGCCGCUCGGGCCCUCACACUGCUCGUUUGUAGCGGCUCCAUCCGCCAUCUCGGUGAGGGCCGGGCCGGAGCGCUUCUCUGUCCCGGUGCCCUCAGGCCGGGCCGGGCAGUGACGGCCCCCGGAGCUCGGAGCGGCUCCAGCCCAGGGCUGGGACCCGCCAGGACCUGUCAUCGUGUCCCUUCCAAUGGGCCAUCCCGGUGGGUGUGCAGCUGUUCCCGAGGCUGAUCUCCAAAAGGCUUUUUCAGCACUCCUGAAGUGGCUGGAGCAAGGGGCUGUUUGUUCCAAGCACAGAGACUCUGGCUGUGAGCUGGAGCAGAGUGAAUUCUGCUCCAUCCAUGGGCCUGUGAAGGAGCUCCUGCAUCUCCAGGAGGGACCAGCAGCCGGGCUGGCACACUCGCCAGGGGCACAAGAAGCCACUUGUCACAAGCAGGAGGACACCACUUGUGAGCGUGCAGUGAGGGAACAUGUGGAGAGUGGAAUCAGCAGCAGUGAAGGCAGUGUGAGGGAGUCCGUGUGUCCCUGGUGCACAUCAGCAAGCGGCCAUGGACACAGGAGCAUCCUCAGAAGAUUGCCGGGCCAGUGGUUCAGAUCCCAUCCCGUGCACACCUUGGUGCUGAUCCUGCUCCUGUCGCUGCUGCUGGCGCUGGCGGUGGCCUUGGCUGUGCAGUCAGCACCACAGGUUCCAGCUCCACCUGCGACUCCGCUCUUGGUUCUGGGCUGUCCCCAUGGCUGGGUCGGAUACAAUGGAUUCUGCUACCACUUCUCAAGGGAUCAGGGCACCUGGGAUCAGGGUCAGGAGCGGUGCUCCGAGCUCGGGGCCUCCCUGGCCAUUGUGAAGGAUGAGGAAAUGGAUUUGUUCUUCCGCCUCCGCGGGAACGUCGAUUACUGGGUCGGGCUGCGCAGAUGGGGCGAGCACCUGCGGUGGGGGAAUGGCAGCAGCUUCAGCUCCUCGGUUCCUGUCCUUGGCAAUUCCGAGUGUGUGUGCCUGGCUGAUGAUAAAUUCAGGAGUGAGAGCUGCUGGAAUCAGCAGCCGUAUCUGUGCAGCAAGGCCCGAGCUGCCCUGUAACAGGGGCUGGAGAAAGGAGCUUCUCCACGCUGGGCAGUCCCAGCUUCACCUCUGAGCCCAGCACAGGGCUGUCCUUUCUCAGCUGUGCCCUGUGCCUUG